UUACAAAUGGCGGACUACUGUACUUACGGGUGACGAGAAAAGAUGUGGAGCAAUAUAAGAAUACUCACCGUUUAAUUUGUUAGACAAACUGGAAUAAAAAGUCAUAGGGAAAGGAUAAUAAGCCAGUGUUGUUUACCAUAAUCAAUAAUCAUGUCGAUGAGGACGAAGAUAAAUGGCUACACGGCCUGGGUAAAUCUUCGUCUGAUGCCCUAUGACCAGCUGCUGAACAAUGCUCUGAUGGACCUACUGACAGGAACACACAUGAAGUUUCUCCUGGAAAGCAUCACUGGCAGGGAUAUCAAACGACUGGAGAGCUUUGAUGACCUUUCUCAGCAGCAGAAACAGACAAGGGUGGAGUGGGUGAUGCAUGAACUGAAGACGUGCCAGGUUUUACCAGAUGAUGUUGCUAUUGACUCCAGGCUGUUUGCUAUGAGGAGUGCAGAUCAUGUGUUUGACCUGCUAUGGAGACUGAUCAGCCAUGACAUAUGGUUUGUGUGGGAGAGGGCGGAAUACCUACAACAUGUGGACAUGGAUGUCCUCACACAGAUCCCAUUUAAGUGGACACCAGAACCACCUCCAAAAAAGAAGAAAAGUAAAAAACCCAAGAAGUCCUUACUAUCAGGGUUUGGAUCUGGUUCACAGGCAGAAGAUGAUAGUGGCACUUUAGACUCAAUUGAUCUGAGUUCACCAUCACCAAUAAUGUCAGAUGAUAUUAUGGAGGACUGGGUUAAGUUCCCUAACGCUGAGUGGGUGAAAAACUUCAAGAAGAAGAAAAGGGAAAUUGGUAACUACCCUAGUCCUGAUGAGUGUAUCUUAGAAAUGGUCAACUAUCAACUCAAGACAACCAGGGAUGGAAGAAAUCUGAGUUGCCAUACCAUUGAUGACUUUGUUGACAGUAGAGUGCUGUGCGCUCUUGUCAACUCCUUUGUACCAAACACUUUUACCACUGACCUCCUCCUCAAUGACAGAUGGACGAUAAACCUUGCACUGCGUACAGCAGAAAAAAUGUUUUAUGCAGAGACACCGUUUGACUCGGAGGACUUAGUUGAGGCUGAUCCAACAGCAGUGUGUUCCUAUUUCUGUUUCUUCCUGAUGAUGGCAUACAAAUAUCGCCAGUGUAAGGGGGCAGUUAAUCGGGUGGAUUACAUCAGCAUGUUGAUCAGGGAAUGUAACCAUGAGAUUAGUAAGUUCCCCGCAAUAGUGUCAAACAUGCAGGAACUGCAGCGACGUAAGGAGGUGAAGAAUGAGAUAGAACAACACAAGAAAGCCCUGGAGAAGUUCAAUGGCAGAUUUGAUAUCCCCUACUGUAAGAAAUGGAUGAAUCAUGUAGAAUACGUACAGAAUGAGGUGAGAAGACAAAUCCGGGAGAAGAUGAAGAGUCGGUUUGACAUGAUUACAGCCCCGAGGAACAUUACAGUGAAUGACAUAUGUCUGUCGUGUGUUAUCAACCUGACGCUGACGAAUGGCUCUGGGUUUUACUUAGCAAGCAAUAAGGAAGUUUUGGGUGAUGGAAGGAAAGUUGUUCUGAGAGCAAAAGAAACUGGGGACUUCAUUGACGACUUCAGCUCUGGACGGUCCCGAGGUCCAACUGUCAGAGAUAUUUUAAAGGUGGCAGAUGCUGGUGUAGUGGAGAUCUACCCCGAUAACUAUCCGCAAAUUGAGAUUUUUGUUGAGGCACAGAGUCGGAACAAGCUCCUCAAGGCAGGCACUGUAUUCCUGUACCAGGUCUUCCCCGGCAACACCACAACCUGGCAGAGGCUUUUCAUCAAGUCAGCUCGUGAGAAUGAGUUUGAGACUGUCCAAAAGAUGAUUGUGUUCUUCCACAGUAAUCCAUCCUUCAUAAAUUCUAAGGAACCGAAGACUGGAAAUACUGCCCUUCACUGGGCAUGUAGGAAUGGUCUGUUUGACAUGGUGUGUCUUCUGUUGGAGAAUGGUGCCAAUGUUGACUCGAGAAAUUCCAACAAGAGUACUCCAUUGUUUGCCGCUAUAGAGGGACUGCACAGGAGGAUUUGUCACUUGCUGAUUGAAUGGGGUUGUGAUGUCCAUUGUAAGAAUGUGAAAAACCUGACUCCAUUUGAGAUGAUAAAAAAUGACGACUUCAAACACUUCCUAAUAGAGUUGUAUGGACACUAUUCUGAAAUUGUGCCCAAGAUCAUGGAAGGUGACAUGGCGCUCUUAGAUGAAGUCAUACAUAAACACUCCACCCAUCAGAAGCAGUUCUGUAGCCUCCGGAGCAGGUGUAUCAAUGGGAGUACCCUGCUACACACGGCAGCCUACUACGGCAACGUGGCAGCCAUCAGAGAGCUUAUGCAGCUGCGAGUAGAUGUAAAUAUCCGUGACUACAAGGGUGCCACUGCCCUCCACCGCGCCCGCAACAAAGAGGUGUUGGAGGUGUUGCUGGAGUCUGGAGCCAGUGUAGACGCUGAGGAUGGAGAGGCUAACACUCCACUCCAUGUCAAGUGUUACGGAGAGACAAAUGCCCCAUCAGAAAUACCAUCCAUAGAAGUGCUACUUGCCAGGAAUGCCAACCUUGCCAGAAGGAAUAUGCGGGGUCUUCUCCCCAUACACUGCUGUGCCAUGCAGGGCCGUGUGGACGUGAUUCGUCUGAUGGUACGGGCAGACACAGAGAACAACAUCUCGAAGGCUAUCUCUGGAGAGGAUGACAAGAAGCCCCCUAGUCUAUUACAUUUGGCCAUCGCUAAUGACUUCAUAGAAUGUGCCAAAUGGUUGUCUACCAACGGCUUCUACUUCAAGAAACGGGAACAGGACGUCCUCCUCCGACGGAUAAUGACGGAACAAGUCACCCUUAAUGACAGAGAAGAAGCUGUAAGAUUCCUGUUGGAAAAUGGAGCAGACCCCAGUCCUCGUUAUCCUGGGGGGAACACGUCUUUACACUAUGCUGCGGGUCUGACAGGAUCAUCAGAGGUCCUGGAGCUGUUACUUGAAAAUGGGGCGGAGGUGGACCCUGUUGAUGAUAAUGGAUGCACACCGCUGUUCUUUGCCACACAGGCUAAUAACCAGUUUGCUGCCUGUGUUCUCAUAGAGCAGAAUGCCAAUGUCAGACACAAAAACUCCCAGGGUUUGACUGCAUUUGAUUACAUCAUUGACUUUGAGGAGUGGAUAGACUGUGGGUAUUUUACAGACGAUAUCAAAGCCAGACUCAAGGCCUUCAGCCUGAAGCAUGCUCGCGACCUGGUCAGAGCUAUAUCAAAGAAGGUGAAACCAAACCAAUUCCAUAGCUUUCAGGACAUAAGGAUGAGAUCAGGUCUGUCAACACGGUCAUUCCAACCCACAACCAGCAACACCAACACCAACUCUCACUUCUCCAGCCAGCUUCCGUCCAUCCAUCGGGCAUCCAUAUCUACCGGCUACAUUCAUAACUGACCACCGGUCCAAGAUUUCAAAAAAUUGACUUAGAAGUGUUGCAUUUUUAGAAGUGUUGUAAUUUUCAAAACUGACAAUUUGUGAUGUCACUUAAGCAAGGUUUUCAACAGUUUGUUAAAUCCAACAUUGACCUAUAAAUGUUAUUGACAUGUGAUAAUUUGAUCAGUGAUUGGUAUUGUAUGAAGUGACAGGGAUGUAAUGAUAUUGUUAAUAGAUGUCGACUGUUACAGAGGCCUGCUGACCUAGGAUUAUGUGUCCAGUGUAUACAGUAUAACAUGAACUAUUUGUGGUACUCUCUUGUGCAUGUAUUUAUGUUUACAAACUGUUUUGUUGUUAAUACAAAUACCAAAACUCAAGACAGAUGUUGUACAUAUAUUCAAUGUAUGCAUAUUUAACCAUUGAAAAAGAUAUCCAUUGGAAGUAAACACAGUGAAUGUGUCAUGUUGUCCUGUAUACUGUAGUGUGAUCAAGUUGAUACUCCAUUUGUUCAACAAAACAUGAAUGGUCAAUGUACUAUACAUAACUAGACUACAGCUGGUUUAAACUGCUGACACAUAUUUAUAAGCUAUAUAUUUAUUUUUAUUUUUAGAAGACUGUUGUUAAGGAUGUGCCAAUAUUUUAUAGAAUUACUCUAUUUUUGUUAAUAUUUUUGCUAGAGUUUCUAUAUUUUCAUUCACAGUAUUAAAAACCAUGUAAUUUGCAUCACUUGUAAAUAGUUCCAUUGGAAACUUGAGAAGAUAUCUUUAUAUUAUUUUUUUUCGUUUAUUUUGUUGUCCAUAGAAUGUCUAGUUCUAUUGAGAAUUAUUAGGACCAGUAAUGGAUAUUAGUAAUUUUUUAUUGUUAUAUUACCGUUUAUCAGUGUAGAUUGUUAAAUGACUUAACAAGUUAAAAGGGGGGUUAUUUUUUAUGCGUACAUGUUUACUGGAACAUGUAUGGGGGUAUUGUUUACUCCGGUACAUCAGGAGAUGUUUACCAGGACAUGUAGAGAGGUGUGUUAUUUCAAUACAGUAGGUACAUGUAGGUGUGAGUUACAUGGUUAAGUCAAAACUUUUAACAGACUUAGCUGAUUACUUUCGUGUAUCACGGUUGAAACAGUUCGGGUGGCAUAGAAAUAUUCCACAAUAAACAAACAUAGAACUGUACCCAAGCUUAUAUGCAGAGCUAAAAAUGCAAGGUGUCAGAGUAUUGUGACAAAUAAAUAACAUCAUAUCAAGAAUAAUUUGUCCUUCUUUAACAUGUCAACUAUUUUAUAUCUAUUACCAUGCCCUAAAAUAUACAUGUGAAUCAACCUUGUUUUAUGCAGAAUAUAAUGUAAACUAGUGAUACUCAGCAUUUUAGUUUUGGUUAGGCACGUCUGGACCGAUAUACACGUGCCAAAUUUUCCAGAGGUUAGACUCAAUUUAAAUCUUAGCCUGUUGUUUUCUUUUCAAAUUCAGCUUGUUGAAACGGUUGAACCAGAUAUGCAAAAGGAGCCUUAUAUUUUUACAUAUCAGUAAUAAAUUUCUGAUUCUAUGUAUUAAAUUAUUUGGUGCUCCUGCUAUCUAUUGUUUAACGUGUAUGAUAUUGUUACUUUCAGUAUAACAAGCAGAGAUAUUUUAUGUAGUUUCAUGACACAGCAUGACAGAAGUGCUAGUUCCUAGUCUAAUGGUCUUCAGGCAGAGAGUAACAUAAGUCAUACUUUUUUUAAUUUCCUUACUUAAAGAAGCAGCCAGAUGUGUAUAGAUAUUUCUUGGGAAUUUAGAUUUUUUUCUUCAGAGCUUUAUACUGUUUAUUUUAGAUUUUAUAGGUCACCUGAGCUUUAGCU
Molecule: messenger RNA, 5188 nt
Organism: Mizuhopecten yessoensis (Yesso scallop)
Lineage: Eukaryota; Metazoa; Mollusca; Bivalvia; Pectinida; Pectinidae
Exons: 28
Coding region: 151-3384 (1077 amino acids)
Molecular function (GO): protein binding
Source: RefSeq, a predicted model, not a curated record